Molecule: messenger RNA, 1128 nt
Organism: Echinostoma caproni
Lineage: Eukaryota; Metazoa; Platyhelminthes; Trematoda; Plagiorchiida; Echinostomatidae
Source: the annotation of a GenBank genome assembly
AUGAUUCGAUGUUUUGUAGAUCACCCAUUUGAAGAACCAAAGGUUGGUCCAGUCGUCGAUUUAAAUUCUGGUACUGGAAAUGAUGUAUCAAAAUCAACCGUCUCCGUUCGUCCUGGAACCAGAAAAUCAAAACCCGGAAAGGUUAGUGCGAAGAAGGGUGGUCUUGGAGCUGCAAAAGUAAAAGCAGACUUCACUGCUAUUGAAUCCGCCGCUGAGAAUGCUGACCUACAACGGGAGCGCCAGGCCAUGAUGGCCAAGCAGUUAGAAAAAGAAGAAAUGGAAAAAGAAGCCGAACGCAUUGCCUCGCUCCGUUUAGCAUACAAGGAUGUUGCGGAAGAACGUGAAAAGAAGGAGCAGGCCCUCAAAGCUGUGGAUCCAAAGCGUGCGGAACAGGUGGAACGGUUAGGUAUGGGCACAGGAACCCGCGGCAUAUCGCAUUCGGCGUUUUCCGAUGUACGGAAAAUUGAACAAGAAGGAACCAACACAGCCAACAGUACAACACGAUCAUCUGCCUUGGUGUCCUCGAAAUUGGAUCCAUUCUUUGAUUCGUCCCCUGGACUCGGAACAAAUGGGCGCAUCGGGAGUACUCGACGACUUGAUUCAGACGAUCCGUUUUCCCGAGGAGGGAGCGGAUGGAUAGACGAAACUCCCAAAGGUGAUGGCUGGACGCGCGAAGUGGAUCCGUUUGAUUCGUACAGUACCCGGAGUAACGUUACCACCACUGGCACUAGCAACAAAACACGUGAACCGACCGUGACUUCCUCUGAUUGGGGUCGCUCCAGUCCACGGGAUUCUCGCAAACAGAAAACACUCUCCUCAGAACCGAUUUCUAGUACACAAUCAGAGGAGUUACGAACAAAGUUCGCCAACGUCUCCUCUAUCUCAUCAGAUGCCUUUUUCGGCCGCGAGGAGGUUGAGGACGCCGGGUUUUCACGGUUCCACGGAAGUGAGUCCAUAUCCAGCGAUGACUAUUUCGGUCGUGCCAAACCACAGCCACCUUCCCAGCUGUCAAACGAACUGCAGCAAAUCAAGGAUGGAGUACGUCAAGGUGUGACCAAGGUGGCUACUCGCUUGUCACAUUUUGCCAGUGACAUGGUCAGCACGCUUCAGGUGUGUGCUUCGCCUUGA